Messenger RNA from Cladocopium goreaui, 1293 nucleotides. Lineage: Eukaryota; Dinophyceae; Suessiales; Symbiodiniaceae. The record is from the annotation of a GenBank genome assembly.
AUGUCACUCUCCAGAACACCUAGUUCUUUGUCCCAGUUGCGGAGUCCCUCCCGCAGCGCUACCCCGGCGAGUCAGAUGGUCUAUGUCGAACAGCAGCCCAUCUUUCCAGCGCUGCCCAUGGAUCGGGCGGGAUGCCCUUCAGGCAUCCAGUUUCGCCCGGAACGACGUGCUGAGGACUUUGUGCAUCCCUUUCUGCAGAAGCCCGUCUACACAUCGACGCCCACCGGAGAUACCGGCUACAGCAAUUUUGUGAAGAGGGGCUAUGACACGCAACUCUUUAGCCGCAGCUAUGCCAAAGGCAACUGGGAGGCGGCCCGGCUGGGAAUGCCAAAAACUUUGAUGUUGAGUCGCUCCGUUCCAACCAUCUUCACACAGACAGGGCAACAGACGCUCAACGCGCCCAAGGUCAGUCUUAAGUUGAACAGCCAAAGCAGCCAAAGUGCUGCGGCGGCGUUUCGGGACCUUCAAAGCGUCCGCAAAAAGGGAACCAGCUGGGCCAGCGUCCUCAAGUUGGAACGCAUUGACUUGGAACAGCAUGGAAAGUUUCCAGGUAUCUCCAGCCGCGAGCCUUUGCUGUUCACUCCGGGGCCCUUGACUGUGUCGGGUCCGGUGAAACAGGCAAUGCUUGUGGACUAUGGCAGCAGAGAUAAGCUUUUCUUAGAUGCCGUGGUGGAGGUUCGUCAGUCCCUUCUGCAGGUGGCAGGCGUCUCCAAGGAGCAGGGCUAUGAAUGCGUCCUGAUGCAGGGUUCAGGCACUGCCGCGGUGGAGGCCAUGCUGGGCACCGUGCCACGGGAUGGCAAGGCGGCGAUGGAACGGCGGGGCCGUUGCUCCGUGUUGCUGGUCAUCAACGGAGCCUAUGGUCACCGACAAACGGCGAUUUGCAGCUACGCGGGGAUCAACUAUGAAAGCCUGGUCUUCGAGGAUUCAGAGCCUAUCAAUGUGGAGAAGGUGCUAAGCUCCUUACGACAAAGCAGCGCAACGCAUUUGUCACUGGUGCACCAUGAAACCACCGCAGGUGUGAUCAACCCCCUGGAAGACCUGGUGCGGCAGGCGAAGGCCGAGUUUCCUCAGAUCCAAGUUUUGGUGGACUCGAUGAGUGGUUUCGGGGCUUACGACUUGGAGAUGACUUGGGGCAUUGACUUUGCCGUGUCUUCCGCGAACAAAUGUAUCGAGGGAGUUCCCGGCUUCGCAUAUGUCCUAUGCCAAGUGGAUGCCUUGAAGCGGAGCAAAGGGACCUCACGGAGCCUGACCAUGGACUCCCGGUCUAAAUGGCUGAUAUGGCUGGGGGCCUGA